Eremomyces bilateralis CBS 781.70 is the source of this 3387-nucleotide messenger RNA. RefSeq lists its product as uncharacterized. The record is from RefSeq and is a predicted model, not a curated record. Gene Ontology annotation, biological process: actin cytoskeleton organization. Gene Ontology annotation, cellular component: plasma membrane. Gene Ontology annotation, molecular function: protein binding. Lineage: Eukaryota; Fungi; Ascomycota; Dothideomycetes; Eremomycetales; Eremomycetaceae. The coding region runs from base 114 to 3176 and encodes 1020 amino acids. The transcript is spliced from 3 exons.
AUCCACAAGAGUUGACAUGACUAUCAAGAGCGCCCGCGAUCGCUUCCAACCCUCUCCGAUUUGAUUGAGAACGUAUAUAUUCAGUAGCUUGUUCCCGGAUCUUGGAUUUCGUCAUGGCCACUCGGGCUCAGCAGAUGCAGAGAGCCCGCCCCGGCGACAUCCUAAUCGUUAUCCAUGACUUCGAAGCGCGAACACCGGACGAGCUCGGUCUGUCCAAAGGUGAUAGGAUAGAGUUGCUCGUGCGGGACGAUGAUUUUGGAGAUGGCUGGUUCCUGGGGAAGCACACAUUAAACGGCUUAGAAGGGCUGUUUCCGGAGGUCUAUACAACUCCUUGGCCAAGCCAGCAGGUCACUCGAAAUAGUCUUCCACCCCGCAAAUCCGAACCCGCAGUUCCGGCAGAAGAUACCGAUAGCCACAACGAGAAGACGUUGCCGGUGCCACCGGAGGAUACCCACCAAGAUACAAGGGCUUCCGUAAUGAGCACAGCUUCCGCUCCAUCGAUGAGCGGCGCAUAUCGGACGUCAACUGCCUCAUCAACACCUCGAAGCAUGGGAUUGGCGCUCAAGGGACAGCUGAACAGCCCUGUGAUGGAUCAGACGCUGAGCGUGAUCGACGAGCACAUUACGGACAUGAGCACUCCCAGGCACAGCUUAAUCGGACGGGAAAGAAGAACAAAUGAUUCGGAAAGCGAAUACAGCGCACGACUAGACCAUCGCCUAUCCUAUAUCAACGGCCACGAGACCGAUGAGGAGGAGCACCCGGGCUAUACAGCACAAGAGGUGUUGAAUUGGUCUCCCGAGCGGGUUGCAGAGUAUCUCGAAGACGUUGGGGUUGAGAAGAGACAUUGCGAAAUCUUUCAAGAGCAAGAGAUAUCCGGCGAAGUUCUGCUGGGGAUGGAUCAAUCAUCUAUUUUCCUAAAAGAAUUCGAGCUCGGAUCCGUGGGAAAGAGACUGAAGACCUGGCAUAAGAUCAAAGCUAUGCAAGAGGAGGUUUCACAACCAAAACAAACGCUGGCGGCUCCUUCAAUCAACACACAACGCAGCAUCUCCGAUUAUGGCACAACGGACGAUUCAGUCGAUAGCGACCGACCAAGGAGCAUAUCGACAAGUGCCGUUCUUCCCAGGAUUCCGAGCGUACAUGAAGGGUCGCCAAAUCGACACCACCCAUUCACACAGCCCUCUCAAAGGCCCGAUCUCGCAACCCCCACCGGUCGAGGCGAGCACCAUCGCAGGCCCUCCGCUGCCUCCGUCCGAAACAUGAACCACAACCGGAGGCAUUCGUCGAUUGACUACGCUUCCGGAACUCCUCCUACGCCGGGAACACCCACACUCAAAUCUGGUCUGGGAUACAACAACAUUGCUCACAAGAAACAAGGGUCCUUGGACAGGACUUGGACUAUGAGCAGUCAGCAAACCCAAUCGAGCACAGCGCUCGGACCCAGAUCCGCAACUGCUGCGAGUCACGUCCACUCCGCUUCCACAGACGGGGCACCGUAUGAUCCGCUUCGCGAACUAGACAUGACCGUUAUGAGCGCUGGUGAAUUAGAUCGCGGUUACUUUUCGGGCGGUGAUGUCGAGGGCCGAAAAGCCCGGAAUGUCCUCCGAAAGCGAGAGAGUCCGUCGCAUUCGCGUGUCUCCAGCUUCCAGUCUCAAGCCGGGAAAGCCACGAGAAAACGAAGCGAAUCUGCACGGCAGGAUCGAUUUGGAAGCACCGACGACUCGUUUCUGGAUUCCCUUGCCAUGACGGCGCCAGCGAUAAACCGACGUUUCUUCGGACCCAAAGCACACAAAGGCGAGAUGGAUUUAUCGAAGCCAAUGAUCCCGGCCAGGGACACGAGGUCUCCCACCGUGACGAAGUUGGAGUACGGCGACUCCCCCAGCAUCGAUGCCAUCGCCGCGUCCUCCCCCGUAGCGGAAAGCGACAACUCCUCCUUGGACAAAACGGUUCCCUCUCCUGCGACCUUCCGAUCCAAUUUCAAUCGAAUUAGGGUCACUGGUUUGCGUGCCAUUUCGGACGCUGUCACUGGCAGCGAGAGGGCACUGGCGACAUCCCCGGAUAAGGUCCCUUCACCUCGCAAGGAAUCUCCGCUGUCCCCUCGAACUGAAGCCAGCACGCCAUCGGGGACGGGGAAAUACUUCGAUUAUGACGAUGUCUUAGCACAGAAGGCUUCCAAUGAUUCCUCGGGUGCUGGGACUCCGAUACCCGUUCUCAGACCCCGUCGCAAAUCGAAAAAGGAGACCAGCGCUUACAGUCGAGGACUGGAGAAGAAGUCGCCGGCCGAGCAGGUGGCAGGCUGCGAUUUCAGCGGCUGGAUGAAGAAACGCAGCAGCAACCUCAUGACGACGUGGAAACCUCGCUUCUUCGUGCUCCGGGGCCGACGCCUCUCGUACUACUACUCCGAGAAUGACACCGAAGAGAAAGGGCUCAUCGACAUCUCGUUUCACCGCGUGCUACCCGCCAAUAAUGAGCGCCUUACCGGUCUACACGCCACCCUUACCGGCGCCACCCACUCGCCUACCUCCCCUAAUCAUUCUCACCACCCAUCCAUCGACGCCAGCGACCCCACCAACCAGUCAACCAGCGCCCCCUCCACCAACUCUACCCCCACCAUCGCCACCCUCGCCGCCGCGACCGUCUCCUCCCCCGCCUUAAAAGACCCCACCGGCACCUUCAUCUUUAAGCUCGUCCCCCCCCGCUCCGGCCUCAGCAAAGCCGUCAACUUCACCAAGCCCACCGUCCACUACUUCGCCGUCGACAACCUCGCCACUGGCCGCCUCUGGAUGGCCGCCCUCAUGAAAGCCACCAUCGACCGCGACGAGACCGCCUCCGUCGUGACGACCUACAAAGAGAGCACCAUCAGCCUCUCCAAGGCGCGCGCAAUGCGGCAGCGACCGCCGGCGCUGCGCGAUCUUGAGGAGGGCGCCGAGAACAACGUGGACCCACCGACGGUCGGAACCGAGGGCUCCAAGCAGAGCAUGGAAGGCGCCAGCGUUGCAGGCGACAGCAGCAAAUCCAAGGUCGACUCCGGCGCCGGGUUGGGGAUCGGAAUGUCGCCGGGGACGCCGGGGACGAUGACGGAUGAGAAGGGGAGUAUAACGACCGAUGGGGCGAGCGUGGGGAGGAAGUCCGGGGAAGGGAAGAAGAGCGCGAGUUUGAGUGGACAGGAAGCGGGGUGAUUCUACGGGAUGCUUCGGUACCGGUCGAUGCGUUUGAGAACGCCUGGCUGUUUUAUACCCGAUGUGCAGCUGUCCGCAGUCGCGGUCCCUCAGGGUGGGGAUUGAGUCGGCUUCAAGUAUCUGUCUCCCGUGGCGAGAGAAGCAGCGGCUUCUAGGAGUGGGAUGGCGAGGAUACGCACCAUGCCUCGGCAAAGGACAUACGACCGCAAAG